CUUGUGACUGAAAAUGAUGUUUGCACAAUUAGACUUUUCGGAAGCACUGAAAUACAGUAAAGAAUUGAAAAACUUUUUCCUGAGCAAAAGGGACACUGAAGGACUUGCUAAGAUAAAAAUGAAUAGCAAUGGCCAUGUUUUACCUGGCACACCCAUUGCUAUUGAUACCUGGAAUGUUAAAGCCAAUCCCCAAGCUCGAAUAUUUUUCCUAUCACAUUUUCAUGGGGAUCACAUUGUUGGACUUACAAAUUCAUGGCCUUAUCCAAUAUAUGCUUCACCAGUCACAUGCAAAUUUUUGAUUCAUAAACUAAAGAUUAAUCCAUCACUGGUAAAAAGUUUGGAAAUUGGACAAGAUCAUCUCAUUCCUUUAGAUUUAGAAGGUCAAGAAAUGGUUACAGUUACUCUGUUUGAUGCAAAUCAUUGUCCAGGAUCUGUAAUGUUUCUCUUCAGCAGCUAUUUCGGAGACAUACUGUACACUGCCGACUUCCGAUACAAGCCUGAGAUCUUCGAUGGCUUUGAAUUGCCGCCCAUAGAUGUAUUAUAUUUGGAUAAUACCUAUUGCUCACCUAAAUGUGUGUUUCCAUCCAGAGAAGAUGCAACUGAAAAAAUUCUAUCUCAAGUACAUGUCUGUCUCGUGCAGAGUGACCGUAUUUUUUUAGGAUUAGAUAAUUUAGGCAAAGAAGAUUUAUUGCUGCAGAUAGCCAAAGAAACCCAUUCUAAAAUUUGUAUCAAGUCCAAUAGGAAAGAAUUGAUGGAGAUCAUGGGAUUAUCCGACAUCAUCACAGAGGAUGAAUCAAGUACAAAAGUAUUUGUGGUAGCUACAAAUCAAAUAAGUGGGAAAAACAUCACACUCUGGAAUCAGCAGAAAAAGACUCAUGCUAUUCUUGCCACAGCAAGAUACUGUGGAUAUAAUUUCCAACCGUUUGCCAAGUUUUCUGAAGUUCACGUGGUGCCAUUUUCUAAUCAUUCUUCGUACAUCGAACUAAAGAAAUUUGUGCAGUUAGUCAAUCCUGUGACUAUAGUCCCUAUCAUCGGGAAGCAAGCCAAAGGCAUCUUUGGUACCGACAUAUCUGAGAGAGCUGAUAUGAGUGUGUUUCAGCAGUUCUUAAGGAAUGCGAUUCUUCCAGAACGUCUUAUUCCAGAAUCUGUGAAGAGGGCCAUGAAUGCGUACGAAAUGAACAUUACUUCUUCCCUUCCUCUCAAGAAACGCAAAAUUGCCAGAAAAGCUGCUCGACCAUGGCAACGUUCGCAACCAGUCGGCAUUCGUUACAUUGUGAGCGAAGAUUCCGAGACGGAUUCAGAUCCAGAUGCCGUGCACAUUUUGCCCAAGAAAGUUGCAUGCAGUGUUCCGACAGAUAGUGAUUCGGAUCUUUAUACAUUGCAUAUUUUCCCUCGAAAUAUGGCAUGCGUCCCAAAUCAAAAGAUUGAGCUUAGUUCUGAAAAUGAGUCGGAUGACUCAGAUAGUGUUUGGGAAAUAACAUCUGUAUCUGGAAAAGGUGUGGUAGAAACAUUUUUCAUAAAAUAAGGUUCUGUAACUAUUACUGUUGUGAUAUUGAUAUGCUUUGUGAUAUUUAUUCAGCUUCAGCUGAUGAAAUGAUAUGUAUUAAGGUGCUACCUGUGUUUCAGGUCGAAAAUUGUGUACAUGUGUUUUACAGUUAUAAUAAUAUUUAUUUUUUUAUCAUAAGGAAACUGCAAUGAAAAUAGCCUAUAUUUGUUUCUUGGCUUAGUUUUUAUCCUGAGAAAUUGGUUCUUCAAAAUUUUAAAAGCUCUUAUGUAUUCAAUUUUCAUUGGAAUUAUGUACCUUACCAUCAGAAAAUUUAUCAGUUGUAGACAGUUAUACAGUAGAUUUUCUUUUUUUUUUUUUUUUUUUUUCUAAAAUAUUGAUCAUUUUGAAUCAAGUUUUUCAUUGUUUUGGAUUGGUAAAAUCAUUGAAGAUCUAAGAUUUGCCAAAUUUUGUCAGACUUUGUUUUUGGUUGGUUUUAAAAUUUAAUUUAUUGGUUUUUAUUUGUAUCUGUGAAAUUCCAUGUAAGUUUAUGUGAAGAAUUAGAAAAUUAAUAAUAAUAUGAAUUUAAAUGAGAGUGGAAAAGAAUCUCUGAACAGAUGACUCAACUGCUUUCUGAAGUAAUCAUAACAUUGUUGAUUUAUUUUAACUAGUGUUCGCCCAGUGGUCGAAAUUUGAUCGUAUUCAUAAAUGAAUAUUCGAGAAAACUUGUAUGAAUUUAACUAUUUCCAAAAAUUUUAUUUCUACUCUUACUCAUGUUUACUGCAUAUUUGGAAACAUUCAAUUUUUACAUGUACACACAAUA
This is a messenger RNA of Uloborus diversus, 2306 nucleotides long. RefSeq names its product 5' exonuclease Apollo-like. Gene Ontology annotation, molecular function: damaged DNA binding; 5'-3' DNA exonuclease activity. The transcript has 3 exons. NCBI's taxonomy places the organism in Eukaryota, Metazoa, Arthropoda, Arachnida, Araneae, Uloboridae. Bases 14 to 1525 code for a protein of 503 amino acids. Gene Ontology annotation, biological process: protection from non-homologous end joining at telomere; interstrand cross-link repair; double-strand break repair via nonhomologous end joining. The record is from RefSeq and is a predicted model, not a curated record.